UGCUGGUGAAUGUGAGGAACUUUAGGUCUGAUCUGAACCCCACACUGAAGAAACGGAGUAAGUGUGUGUGGAGAAACUGAAGAAGAUCCGACUCAGACCUGUGAAGAGAAACCAUGGAGCCUGGCUCUCCAGAGGAGGAAGAGAAGGUUCUGUUGAACAUCUACACUGAUGAAAGCUUCCACAAUGACCUGAACAUUGUCUGUAUUAAAGAGGAAGAAGCUGAAGAUGAUGAGAACCUCUACUGUGAGGAGUGCAAAUCCUUCUUCUUCAACAAGUGUGAGCUUCACGGUCCAGCUCUCUUCAUCCCUGAUACCCCUGUACCCACGGGGGGUCCAGACCGAGCCAGACAGACUCUUCCACCCGGUCUAGAGGUUCAGCAGUCUGGUAUUCCUGGUGCAGGUCUGGGGGUGUUUAAUAAGGGGGAGACCGUUCCAGUGGGUGCACACUUCGGACCCUACCAGGGAGAAGCGGUGGAUAAAGAGGAAGCCGUGAACAGUGGCUACUCCUGGGUGAUAUACAGGAGUGGUCGGGGUGAGGAGUACAUAGACGCUCAGAGUGAGAUCCAUGCCAACUGGAUGAGGUACGUGAACUGUUCCUGUGACGAUGAGGAGCAGAACCUGGUGGCGUUUCAGUACCGCGGGGGGAUUUACUUCCGCUGCUGUCGACCCAUCAGCCCGGGGCAGGAGCUCCUGGUGUGUUACGAGGAGAACUACGCCAAGUAUCUCAGCAUCACGUUCGAUUACAUCUGGAACAGGAAGUGCUCCACCAACGAAGCGGGUGAUGAUGCCACGCUGCCAGUCUUCUCCUGCUUCAUGUGCCCGGUGUUCUACAGCACCCAAACCUACCUUCAGAAACACAUCAGGAGGUGCCACCAUGAGGAGUACGAGAAACUGCUGGAUAGGUCAGGAGAGGCUGACCACCACCACCACCAAGAUCUGACCUUCCCCGUGAGUUCCACCGGUCAGGAAACGUCCUCCGAGGUUCUUCAUCCCGACACCCCUCACCGAGGAACCCAGAAAGAAGCCUACAGCUGCUCCGAGUGCGGGAAGAGCUUCGUGCAGUGGAAGGGUCUGAGGAGGCACCAGCGCGUUCACACCGGAGAGAAGCCGUACCAGUGCGCGCAGUGUGGGAAGUGCUUCACUCAGCAGAGCGUCCUCCAGAGGCACCAGCUCAUUCACACGGGAGAGAAGCCCCACCACUGCACGCUGUGCGGGAAGAGGUUCACCCAGCAGAGCGACCUGCAGCGCCACCUAGCCAUCCACACGGGAGAGAAGCCGUUCCAGUGCACCGAGUGCGGGAAGAGCUACACCCGGCAGAACCACCUCCAGGAACACCGGCGCCUUCACACGGGCGAGAAGACCUACAUCUGCCUCCAGUGCGGGAAGAUGUUCUUCCAGCGGAACGCUCUGACCAAGCACCAGCGCCUUCACACGGGGAAGAACUACCACUGCUCCGAGUGCGGGAAGGCCUUCACCCAGGAGAGCUCCCUCCAGCAGCACCACUGCUGCCCCGUGGACGAGAAGCCGUACCAGUGCCUACUCUGCGGGAAGGGCUUCCCCGGCAUGUACCAUCUCAUGAGGCACCAGCGCAUUCACACGGGCGAGAAACCGUUCCACUGCGAGGAGUGCGGGAAGCGCUUUACCCAGCAGAGCUCCCUCCAGGUGCACCAGCGCGCUCACAACGGCGAGAAGCCCUACCAGUGCAUCCAGUGCGGCAAGAGCUUCACCAGGAAGACCAAUCUCAUAAAGCACCAGCGCAUUCACACCGGUGAGAAUCUCUACCACUGCUCGCAGUGUGGAAAGAUUUUCACCGACCACACCCGGUUCGUGAACCACCAGUCCAUCCACAGAGAGGAGAAGCCCUACCAGUGCUCCCAGUGCGGGAAGAAGUUCGGCCAGCAGAGCUAUCUCCAGCGCCACCAGCGCCUGCACAACGGCGAGAAGCGCUACUUCUGCUUACAGUGCGGAACCAGGUUCACCCGACAGAGCAACCUCAUCCGGCACCAGCGCAUUUACGCCGAAGAUAAGAACUGCCACUGCUUAGCGUGCGGACAGAGUUUCGCUUUUUCCUGCGCGCUGAAGACCCACACGUGCACCAACGCCGAGCCGCCGGCUCACGACGCCAACCUGUCCAGUCAAGAGGCCUGAUUUUGGUGGGCGGGGACUGUGAAAAUGAAACUAAAAGCACUUGCGCCGCUAUCCGGCAGACUGGGCGCCAACACGAACAAUACAGGGCGGGUACUGGAGGGGGUUCCUCAUUAAUGCUGCAGUUACGCCCUCUGCUGGCUGAUUGAUGGUGCUGAUCAGGGUGUGUCUCUCCGUACACAAAGCUGAUCCGCAUAUGAACUCGCCUCGUGCAGGUGAAAAGAUGCAGUGUCGGAGGGGGGCGUGUCGGAGGGGGCGUGUCAGUCUCGCUCUUCUCAAUCAGGGUGAGGAAACGUAAUGCAGUCAGAUAAUCGGAUACGCCAAAAGUCAGGAGAGAAGGGGGAGAAAAUGCAUAAAUAAAACACACAAAUGAAGAAAGUG
This is a messenger RNA of Trichomycterus rosablanca, 2525 nucleotides long. RefSeq names its product zinc finger protein 883-like. NCBI's taxonomy places the organism in Eukaryota, Metazoa, Chordata, Actinopteri, Siluriformes, Trichomycteridae. Gene Ontology annotation, biological process: regulation of transcription by RNA polymerase II; cellular developmental process. Bases 114 to 2147 code for a protein of 677 amino acids. The record is from RefSeq and is a predicted model, not a curated record. The transcript has 7 exons. Gene Ontology annotation, molecular function: histone methyltransferase activity; RNA polymerase II cis-regulatory region sequence-specific DNA binding; DNA-binding transcription repressor activity, RNA polymerase II-specific.